Molecule: messenger RNA, 1050 nt
Organism: Sphenostylis stenocarpa
Lineage: Eukaryota; Viridiplantae; Streptophyta; Magnoliopsida; Fabales; Fabaceae
Source: the annotation of a GenBank genome assembly
AUGUUUUCUAACAGCUUUCUAAAGUGGCCGAUGUUUGUCAAAUGUUUGAGCUUCUUCUGUUUGAAGCAUACAAGUUCGUCUCAGCGACAGUAUCCAACUGUGAUAGAAGAGCUAUGCCCGCAAUUUUCUCUUGCCGAUCUUAGCAAAUCAACGAACAACUUUGACGAAAACCAGAUAAUUGGACGUGGAGGCCUUGGUAUUGUGUAUAAAGGUUCUCUCCAAGACAAUUGUGUUACUGAUACAGUUGCAAUCAAGCGAAUAUGUGGGAGCACUGAGGAGGAACUUAAGCAGUUCAAGAACGAAAUUGAGUUGCUCUGCCAGCUUCGCCAUCCAAAUUUGAUGACUUUGUUAGGAUUUUGUGACCAAAAGGACGAGAAGAGUAUUGUAUAUGAGUACAUGGAGAAGGGAUCUCUCCAUGAUAUUCUAUAUUGUACUGAUAUUAAAAUGGAACCAUUAACAUGGAAGCAGAGGCUAAAGAUCUGCAUAGGAGUAGCAAAGGGACUACAUUACCUUCACACAGGUGUCAAGAGAACAAUAUUUCAUCGUGACAUAACGCCUUAUAAAAUUCUUUUGGAUAGCAACAUGGUGGCCAAACUCUCAGACUUCCGGCUUUCCUUAACAGCACCAAAUUAUGCAUCAAAGCAAAAACCAAAGACAAUAAUAUUAAAAGAUGGCUUUAUAGGUACAUUUGGGUACGUGGCUCCUGAGGUUUCAGCAAACAGUACAGUAACAGAAAAAAGCGAUGUUUACUCCUUUGGUGUAGUUCUACUGGAAGUGGUAUGCAAAGACAAGCUAAAAAAUGUUGAGAAGAGGCAGAAACACCCUGUUGAGGAGAAUAUUGAUCCAAAUAUCAAAGGAAGGAUUGCAUCAGAGAGUUGGGAAGUAUUUGUGGAUAUCACAGAGAGAUGCUUGAUGUUUGAUCCAAAUGACCGACCAUCAAUGGGUGAAGUGGAGGCUCAACUUGAGCUUGCUCUGUCACUGCAAGAAGAAGCAGAUAUAAAAAAUCCUUGUGAUGAUUAUACCUUAUUAUCUGUGACAAUUAUUAAUUAA